AUGAUGAAAUUUCUCGGAGAUGAGUCAUCAUCAUCUUGUUUUCAAAUUGACUUACUAGAUGAUCUUGUAGACGAAUACAAAGAUAAUCAGUUAAUUAGUGAUUCAUUGGAGAGAUGUUUGGCGAGGUCAGGUACCAUAAGUGAUGAUAACCCCAUAAUUAGAGAACAAGCUGAAAUACUAGAAAAAGAGUCAGAAAAUGAGAAAGUCUCACAAGGAGUUCAAUUAAAAAUUGAACUCAAAGAACUUCCUUCUAAUUUAAAAUAUGUAUUUCUUGAACUUGAAUUAUUUCCAGUAAUCAUUUCAUCUUCUUUGACUAUAGAACAGGAAAGCAAACUAAUUGAAGUCCUGAGAAAAUACAAAAGAGCCUUAGGGUGGACUAUAGCCGAUAUCAAAGGAAUCAGUCCAGCUAUUUGUAUGCACAGUAUUCUUAUGGAGAAUGAUUAUAAGCCAAUAGUUCAACACCAAAGGAGACUAAACCCAGCAAUGCAAGAAGUCGUCAAAAAAGAAAUGAUGAAACUUCUAGCAGCAGGCCAUGGUUUCUACUGUUUUCUUGACGGAUAUUCUAGGUAUAAUCAUAUACCAAUUGCUCCAGAAGAUCAAGAGAAAACCACAUUCACAUGCCCCCAAGAUAAUUACAGGAAAGCAUUUGAGAUUCUCAAGAAACAAUUGACGAAUGCUCCAAUUGUUAUUUCUCCUAAUUGGAGCGAACCAUUUGAAAUAAUGUGUGAUGAAAGUGAUAUAGCAGUUGGAGCGAUAUUGGGACAAAAGAGAGACAAGAUUUUCAGGCCUAUUUACUACGUCGAUGACAUAAUCAGGAGAUGUGUACCGAAGAAAGAAAUAAACAUCUUAAGUCAUUGCCAUGAUGGGGCUGUAGGAGGACACUAUGGAGGAAGAAAGACAACAGCUAAAGUACUUGAAGUUGGAUUUUUAUGGCCUACUUUAUUCAAAGAUGCAAGGAAUUAUGUCGCCACUUGUGAUAAAUGCCAAAGAAUCG
Messenger RNA from Nicotiana tabacum (common tobacco), 994 nucleotides. Lineage: Eukaryota; Viridiplantae; Streptophyta; Magnoliopsida; Solanales; Solanaceae. The record is from RefSeq and is a predicted model, not a curated record.